CUAAGUUUAGUCGCAACGCAAGGGAGUGAAAGUGAAACUCCAUUUGAGACAAGCCCGACAGUUUCGUGCGUUUUGUGCUCAUGAAUCGUUGAACUUUUGUUGUAAUGUCCACAUCAAUGGGAGAGAACUCCAUUUUGCCAAGUGCAAAGUCCUCGAAUGGUGGGAAUAUGGAUUCAGUGCCUUGUAGAGGUGAACAGACCUCCGUUAGGCCUAGACGGGCGCUGGUCACCUUAUCCAAAUUGGCUCAGUUGAUCACUCGUGUUGAAUACAAGCCAAAACACCUGCAGAGCUCUUCCUUCAUCUGCAAAGACUGCAGCAAGACAUUCUCCGACCUAAGUGGCCUUGUACGACACCAGGAAAGAAAGCACGCCCUGCAAAAGCUCAAUAGCUGUCAACACUGUGGCCAAAAGUUUGCUUUGCUCUCUAGUUUGCAGUUACACAAGUGCCAUAGCGCUUCCUCCAUGUGCCAGGAAUGCAGGGACAAACCUCAGUGGGAUUCUUCAUGCCCAACCUGUGGGACUGAACCUUCAGGGUCACAUCACGAUGAUGAAAAGAGUCCCCAUGCAUGCAUCCCAUGUGGCCAGGCAUUCAGCCACAAACAGGAGUUGCUGCACCACCAGCAGGCCGGAGGGUGUCAACAAGCUACAGCACCAACACCUCCAUCACCGUCCUGCACCAGCAUGUCUCUUUCCACAUGCACUUUGUGUUCCAGAACAUUCAGAUCUCUUGCUGAACCUUACAGCCACCUGUGUAAUUUCCAUUCACCAAAAAAGUUAAAGAAGAAGAAGAAGAAGAAGAAGAAAGAUCUCACUACAGAGAUGUCAUUUCCAUGCCGUUCUUGUGACAAGAUCUUCCCCCAAACGUCACUGCUGUAUCAGCACAGGAAAGAGGAACACUGGCGGGACAGCAUGGUCAGGAAACAACAGACUGUGAAGACCACCAGGAAAAGGCGGAGAAGUAAGCCGUAUCCAUGCCUCCAUUGCGGAAAACUCUUCCUGCAUCAUAUGACGCACCAGGCACAUUUCCGGCAUUGCAGCACUAACCAUCAGGCCCACCUCGCUCUCAGCGCCGAAUCAACUGAAGAUUCCAGAGCUGGCAAAGAUGGCAACCCAAAGGCAGCGAAGGGUUUAAAACCUGCGAAGAAGAUCAAAUCCCUCAAAGAAGGUGAACAUCAAGGCAGACCGAAGACCAAAAGCCAGCCAGCUUUGAAGGAUAGCAAGGAGGAGGAAACUGAUAAGGAGGAUGAUGAAGAUGGCAAGUAUCCUUGUGCAUCAUGUGAAGAGGUUUUUAGAACCGUAGCUGCUCUAAAAGUCCAUGAGAACGUUCAUCCACCAGCCGACACAUGUAAGCGUUGUAGUGUGUGUACAGGUGGAAUGCCUCUCUCUCAGAUUCCAGAAGAUUGUCAAAAGAGUAUCUUUCACUGUGUGCCUUGUGCCGAAGCUUUUAUGGCUCUGGACACUUUUCUGGAGCACUGCCAGAAACAUCUGCUACAUGACAAAGAUGACGAUGAAGAUGAACUCAGUGAUGACUGAGAGAUCAAACAUCUUUUUGAGGGCAUGAAAAUCCUACUGCACAAGUGCUCGAAAAUGUUUCAGAAUAUCAGGAACCUCAGAUUUGUCAGCCGUUUUUGCUUUGCUUUGUAUAAAUUGGCUAAACAUGAUAUACAUUGAUUAACUUGCUCCCAAUACGUUGAGCUGAACUGCCAUAGAAAUAGUAGAGGCUGUUGAUGAUAAUGACUAGCCAAAAGUUCUGACUGUGCUUUUAUUUUGAUACGGGUACUUUAAAGUUAAAACCACCAUAAUUAGGAUGGAUGUUUUCACAAAAGCAAAUAUUAAACUGUGAAACAGUGAUUUUUUUUUUUUUUUUUUGGGCAGUCAAGUUUGGGGACAUAUCUUGUGAUCUUCAGUAUUUAGCUACUGAACUAUUUCAACAGAUUUUAUUAUAUUUGUUUGUCUUUAAAGGGAUAGAUCACCCAGAAAUGUAAUUCUGUCAACCAUAACCUCACUCACCCUCAUGUUGUUCCAAACCUUAUGAAGGAGAUGUAGGGCAGUAGGUAAGUCUCAGUCACCAUUUACUUUAAUUGCUUUAUUUUUUCCAUACAAUGAAAGCGAGUGGUGACUGUGGCUAACAUUCUGCCUAACAUCUCAUUUUGUGUUCUACUAAAGAAAGUCAUACAAAAACAAAAUAAGGGUGAGCAUAUGAUGACAGAAUUCUCCUUUUUGGUUGAACUAUCCCUUUAAGCAUUUCUAAGAUGUCUAAUCUUCUGGUUCUUGUACUCUUUGUAUUUCUUAAAUAGCAUGGAAUGAUGUAAGCUUUAUUCUUUAAAACAUUUAACCAAAAAUCACAAAGCCGGAGAAUUUGUAUUGUCUGGGCAUUAAAGUCUUAGGUAUAUUGUUCUAACAUCUGUCUAAAGUCUAACAUGUUCAGUUGUAAUGUUAUUAGCCUAUUCUGACAUUAUAUAUUAUAUACUGUACGUGAUAGUUCACCGAAAAAUGAAAAUGCUCUCAUAAUUUACUGAAUCUCAUGCCAUUCCUGAUGUGUAUGACUUUCUGUUUCUGCUGAACACAAACAAAGAUUUUUAGAAGAAUAUCUCCACUCUUUAGGGUCAUAUAAUUCUAGUGAAUGGUGACCAAAACUUUGAAGCUCCAAAAAGCACAUAAAGGCAGCAUAAAAGUAAUCCAUGUCUUCUGAAACGAGCCAGUAAGUUUUAGGUGAGAAGAGACCAAAAUGUAACUUUUUUCACUGUACAUCUUGACAUCAGCAGUCUCCUUGGCGAUUAUGAUUUCAAGCUCAGUUGCACUUCCUAGCGCCAUCUAGCGCUCUGUGCAUGCGACAAGCACUAGGAAGUGCAAUCGAGCUUAUAAUCAGGAUUGUGCCUAGAGUCUGCAAUGGCAUGAUAUACAGUGAAAAAGGAGUUAUUAUUUGGUCUGUUUUUACCUAAAAUCAAUUAGUUCGCUUCAGAAGACAUAAAUUAAACCACUGGAGUCUUAUGGAUUACUUUUAUGCUGCCUUUAUGUGCUUUUUGGAGCUUCAAAGUUUUGGUCACCAUUCACUUGCAUUAUAUGGACCUACAGAGCUGAGAUAUUCUUCAUACACACCUGGGAUGGCAUGAGGGUGAGUAAAUGAUGAGAGAAUUUCAUUUUUGGGCGAACUAUCCCUAUUAACUUUAUGCUAUCAGACCAAAUAUUAUUAUUGAGAUUUAGAUUCUUCUGAAUUUGAUUACAGUUUAGAGCAAAACAUUUAGUACAUCAAUUGCUAGGGUAACCAAUCUUUGUUUAAAUGCUUUAGAAAAUCAGAAGCAAUUACUAUUUUUCAGAAAUUACUGAUCUAAAAGGAAAACUCGUACUGCAAAACUAUGUGCAGUUAGAGUUAGACCUCAGAUCUGUCCAUUCAGGUGACCCUCAAAGCAGAAUAUUUUUUUAUAUUCUAAAUCAGGCAUUCUUUUUGUUUCUUAAUUUGUUUCUGAGUUUGUACAUUUCAACGUCUGCUGACUAACAUUUUCUUUUACCAGCACCAAAUAGACUAAUGAUGCAGUGUUUUUAAGCUGCCAUUUUUGCUUGUUGUUUAUUUUGUUUUAAACAUGGUCUUGAAACACUGUGUAAAAAGCCACUUUAUUGCAUACUUUACACAUGUUAAGUGCAGAUUUAACAAUUUGGCUCAUUGGUUCUUUAAUUAUGAAUAUAGACUGGAGGCAUUUUGAGUUUAGUUCUCUGUAUUAUUCUCUGUGGGUGUAUUUACAUGCAGCUACCUCCAGUUUUAACUCCUUUGUCCCUAGAUGUGUGAUUUUUUUUUUUUUUUUUUUUUUCUUCCUCGAAUAAUUUCUCAUUAAAAUUUACCUCAUGUUUAUUGUGUUACAUAGAUAUUGUUUUUGAAUAAAUUUUUAACAUAA
This is a messenger RNA of Myxocyprinus asiaticus (Chinese sucker), 3889 nucleotides long. RefSeq lists its product as uncharacterized. The record is from RefSeq and is a predicted model, not a curated record. Gene Ontology annotation, biological process: regulation of DNA-templated transcription. The transcript has 2 exons. Gene Ontology annotation, molecular function: RNA polymerase II cis-regulatory region sequence-specific DNA binding; DNA-binding transcription factor activity, RNA polymerase II-specific. Lineage: Eukaryota; Metazoa; Chordata; Actinopteri; Cypriniformes; Catostomidae. The coding region runs from base 105 to 1532 and encodes 475 amino acids.